Molecule: messenger RNA, 583 nt
Organism: Hyaloscypha bicolor E
Lineage: Eukaryota; Fungi; Ascomycota; Leotiomycetes; Helotiales; Hyaloscyphaceae
Product: ankyrin
Exons: 1
Coding region: 71-583 (170 amino acids)
Molecular function (GO): protein binding
Source: RefSeq, a predicted model, not a curated record
ACAAAGAUUACUGACUGAACACCCCUAAUAUCGGCAUUGACCACCGUUUCUACCUUCCUAUAUCGCUAGGAUGUCUCUGCUGGAUCUUCCAAAUGAGUUGCUCCUGUCUAUAGCAGAGAGUUUGAGAUGCGAAAGUGGCAUUAAUGCUUUUGCUCGAACGAAUAGCCAGCUCUAUUAUUUGCUCAACACGUUUUUAUACCAAUAUCAUAUACGGACAAGCGACUAUUCAGCCCUCCCCUGGGCUGCGCAUUAUGGACUCACUAAUACUGUUCUUAAGUUCCUCGACUUGGGAGCAAACGUUCAGGCAAUGUUGGAUAAAGACAAAAGCGCAACGGCGCUCCACUUGGCUUCAAAAAGUGGAUAUCUAGUUAUAGUGGAGAUUUUGAUCCAAAGUGAUGCUGAUAUUAAUGCGCGAAUAUCUAAAGGUAUUAUACCUCUCUAUGGAGCCGUUAUAUGUGGACAUGAGCAUAUUAUACGUGUUUUGCUUGAGAGCGGCGCAGACUUCAUGAAACCCCUCCUAGUACGAAAUCGGCCGACUAUCCUUUACGUCGCAAGUCACUUCGGAUUUACCGAUAUUAUAUAA